AUGGCUUUUCUGGGUAAGGAGGUCACCAGCUGUCCCGAGACGGGCUGUGAUUCAGCGGCCCCUCUGCACCGCGCAAGGUUGACGGUACAGUGGGAGAGUGUUGAAUACGAAGGUGUAAUAUGCUACCAGCCUGGCGUCUGUCGGCCACUAGUACUCGUCUUACCAAAUGUGGAGGGUAUGAAUUCUUUUGACGAGGGGCAAGCAGAGUUCUUGGCAAAGUUGGGGUAUGUAGGCCUAGCUGUAGAUCUUUACGGGCCGUAUUUUCCGGAGGAGCAUCGGCACUUCUUGACUGCGCAGAGUGGCCCUGAUGUCAUGAGGCAAGCGUUUGAUACAAUGAACUAUUGGACUGCAAACAUUGCCAAGUUGCGAGCAGUGCUUGCAGAAUGGCUUCAAAUAGGUCGUCAUCAGCCCUCAGUGGACCCAGAUGCUUGUGCUGCCAUUGGGUACUGUUUUGGUGGAUUGUGCUGCAUUGAGAUGGUGCGCGCUGGAUUGCCAAUUAGGGGAGCAGUGAGUUUCCAUGGAGUUCUGGAACCACGUGUCUUCUCACCACCUGGGCGCCCAAUCGCUAUGAACCACAUACCACUUUCUUCACACACUCGCGGUGCGAAGAUCUUACUCGAGCACGGCGAAGAUGACCAUCUAGUGUCAUUUCAGAGCCUUGCUGCUUUGCAGACAGAGAUGGACGGGGCAGGUGUUGACUUGAGAAUUCACCACCACAAAGGUGUUGGUCACGGAUUCGCUAUACAGCCUGGGCGAUAUUUCCAUCCGGAGGCCGACAAGCAUUCCACACUGCACAUGCUAGAGUUUCUCCGCGAAUUAAUUUCCCGAGGCUGGGCACCUCGACGUCGAGACGAAUGCUGCUGGCACCAGUCUGAGGUUUCGGAGGAAGAGAAAUGGGGCGGAACCGACAGUAACAGCACCAGCGAUCAGCUCGAGAGUGAUCGCUGUUCGUCUCUGAAUUGCCGUUGCUCGAGUAUUUCGCCCAAGCCUUCGAUUAUCACCCUCUUCGCCUCCGAUCCUGCAUUGUUUCUGGAGGGGAGGGCAAUAUCAGUCAUUGUCCACAGCGCUUCCAAGCACCUCGUGUGGACAUACACAGGGUGGGGUCUCUGUCGGUCAUUGUUGUGA
Messenger RNA from Prorocentrum cordatum, 1125 nucleotides. The record is from the annotation of a GenBank genome assembly. Lineage: Eukaryota; Dinophyceae; Prorocentrales; Prorocentraceae.